AUCACACUGGAAGGAUGGGUAGAUAUCAUGUACUAUGUCAUGGACGCUCACUCCUUCUACAAUUUUGUAUAUUUUAUACUGCUCAUUAUCGUGGGCUCUUUCUUCAUGAUCAACUUGUGCCUCGUGGUCAUCGCCACCCAGUUCUCGGAGACGAAGCAGAGGGAGAACGCCCUGAUGAGGGAACAGCGUGCUCGCUACAUGUCCAACGACUCCACGCUCGCCAGCUACAGCGAACCCGGCUCGUGCUACGAGGAGAUGCUACGCUACAUCAGCCACCUUUAUCGCAAGUUCUCACGCAGGCUGCAGAGGAUAUACUCCGGGUGGCACAGUAAAAGGCGUAAAAAGGUGAACCCUAACGGCGGCGGUGCGGGCAGUAACGGGGGGGGGAACGGACACGGCCACGGCUCCAGCAGAGGGGGCGGGGGUCCGGGGAACGCUCUGUGGCUCAGACCCAUCCACAACCUCCUGCAGCACCAUCAGCACCAGCACUGUCGCCUCAGCAACGGGGGGCAGCACACCACCAUCACCGUGGCGACCCUCGAGCACACGGACGGAGAAGGAGGGGAGGAGCUUGAGAUGAAGUCGCUUCCUGUGCGGAGAGGAAGUACAAACGGGAAUAGCAGCGGGGGGCCGUCGGUCAUCACGCAGGGGAUGGGGGCGUUGCUGGGGCGACUGAACGGGGGCAUGAACUACCCCACCAUCCUGCCCUCGUUUGUGUGCAGCUACAGCAGCAAGACCCCGCCCCCCCACUCCCAGCACCGGGGCCACAGCCCGGAGCAUCACCCCCAAAACCACCCGGCGUCUGAACACACAGAGACACUGAACAAGCUCUACCAGCUCAUGGGACAGCACAGUCGCCAGCGGCUGCUGUACCAGCUGGCAGGCGUGGUGCCCAGCCCUCUGCUGCUGGAGCUGCUCAGCUGCCCUCAGUGCGCCCGCAGCCUGGAGACCCUGGAGCUGGAGCUGGGAGACCUGGAGGGAGGCAGGGGGGAGCCGGACGGACUGCACGACUUCCCCCAGGUCAGACUGUGCGGGGGUGCACUGACGAUGAUGGGGGAGAAUCUUGAGAAGCGGUCGAGGUCGGAGCAGACGGCGAGGGGUCAGGAGUAUAAAAACGGAGUGGUCGGGGCCGGUGGUCGGCUUCAGGGAACAAACUGA
Messenger RNA from Notothenia coriiceps (black rockcod), 1158 nucleotides. Its product is annotated as voltage-dependent T-type calcium channel subunit alpha-1H-like. Lineage: Eukaryota; Metazoa; Chordata; Actinopteri; Perciformes; Nototheniidae. The coding region runs from base 28 to 1158 and encodes 376 amino acids. Gene Ontology annotation, biological process: calcium ion import across plasma membrane. The record is from RefSeq and is a predicted model, not a curated record. Gene Ontology annotation, molecular function: high voltage-gated calcium channel activity. The transcript is spliced from 5 exons. Gene Ontology annotation, cellular component: voltage-gated calcium channel complex; membrane.